AUGGAUUCGCCAUUGGCUGGAGGGGCUUUAAUGGCAAAAACGGCUACCGAAGCAUUUGAACUAUUGGAGACCAUGGCGUCCAACAGUUACCAAUGGCUAAGUGAGAGAAUGAAUCUGAAGCCAGCUGAGGUCUUGGAAGUUAAUGUUAUGGGACCUCAUGCAAGUUCAGAGUGCACUACAGGGAACCCAUUCGUGUUUGCUGAGUAA
Messenger RNA from Prunus armeniaca (apricot), 207 nucleotides. NCBI's taxonomy places the organism in Eukaryota, Viridiplantae, Streptophyta, Magnoliopsida, Rosales, Rosaceae. The record is from the annotation of a GenBank genome assembly.